CUCAAAACAACGAAAAUCAUAUCAAUAAUAACAGCCAAUACUUAUCAACGAAAGCGUAGAGUAACUUGUCCGUGAUAUUAUAUUGUGAAACAAAUUGAAAACUAAAAGCGAUUUAAUCCAUAAGGAUGCUUCUACGAUGUCUAACUCACCAGGACUUAAGUCGGGGUCACAGCAAACGGGCACGAAGCCAAAAUCGAAAUUGGCCAAAUUAACAACUGCUAGAUUUUCCCCUAAGAAACAACAGUCAAUACCGUCAGCAUCUAUUAGUGAAGUUAUUCCAGCUAAUUCCAUAAGUUGCUCAUCAUCACCAAAACAUCAUCGUCAAGCUGAAGAUCUAUCCAAACAACUUUUAAGUAACAAUCGACAGAAUGUAUCACCAAAGUGCUCACCAAGACACGUUCAAGAUUCUUCUAAUUUUACAAAUUUCCAGCAAAAGACUUUAGAAGACGACAUGGGUUUAUCGUAUGACUCAGCUUGCAUGCUUUUGAAUGCAGAACCUGCAAUAUCCUUUUUAGAGUUUGAGACUCUCUAUAAUUUAGAAAAAGAAUUGGAUCUAACAAACAGAGAUACGAUUGCUGAAUUAGAUGAUAAAUGUAUCUUUGGAGGAUGGUUUGGAACUCGACGUGGAGUUUAUACAGAAUUACCAGAUCCUGGCAGGAAUGUUGAGUGGAUUCCAAGAGGUCAAGUAGUUGCAACAUCUGUUCAGGUACCUUCUGAAGGAUUUAGCUUUGCACCUGGAUGGUCAUUGAAUCCUGAACAUUUUUAUCAGUGGCAACAACGUGGAAAAAGCAUUCAGCAGAUCUACACUGACUGGGCCAAUCACUACCUUGAGCGCGGUGGAUACAAGAAACGUGUCACUGACCUCCAAGCUGAUCUUUGUGACGGAGUUUUACUUGCUGAUCUUGUGGAAGCCGUCACGAAUCAGAAAGUGAUAGACGUUAAUCGGAAACCUAAAAGUGCUCAACAAAUGGUGGAAAACGUGAGUCUUUGUGUCGGUGCUUUGCGAGCACUUGGUGCAGAUGUUGGAGCUGUCAAUCCUGGAGAGUUAUCAACUGGUACAACUCUAAGGCCAAUUCUUGCAUUACUCUUCGCUCUCUCCAGACAUAAACAACGAGCAAAACAACUUCAAGAUAUGCCGAGAACAAUGGGAAACAACGGAAGUACCGCUGGGAGUAACCGGAAAACACGAAGUUUACCUAAUUCUCCGGAAGUACACAGACUUCCAUCACCAUACAAUAAACAAACAGCCGCAGGAGUUGGGUCGACUGGCACGAGUAUCCCCUUGCCAGCUACAGUCGCGGCGACAAGGAGAUGCCCUCCGGACAAGGUUAGGCCUGUCCCUGCCCCUACACAUCAAACACAACUUGGUCUGAAACACGGAAACGGUGGUAUAGCAAGUGCGAGCAGUUCCAGAAGUACUAGUCCCAGUCAACAACAAACACUACAAAGCGGAUUAUCUUUCAUUCCUCAACCCAGAACACAGAAUUCAACUGGUAGACAGCCUACAGCUACAACCCCGAGUCCAAGGGCAUCAACAGUCGGUCGUCCAAGCGGAAGUCUCCGUGCUCCACAACCAUCACCAUACUCUUCACCUCCACCUUCUGCUCAGCAAAAUAAGAACUCAGUUCUGGAUAAAUUCAAACUAUUCAACAAUAAAGAUAAGAAUCAGGAUAGAGGAAAAACAUCAUCGGCUGUAUCAAAACGCACGUCAAGCUCAUCUGGCUUUUCAUCAGCACGCUCAGAGCAUUCUGACAGUUCAACUUCGCUAUGUGAUCAAAGUAAAAAUUUCGUUGAAUCGCCAAAAACAAAAGUUUUAAAAUCAAAGCUUCAGUCAAAAUCAACUAAACAGUCGAGUCCAAAAUCAGCUCGCAAAGAGCAAUCAAAAGUAUUAACUAAAAUUUCUCGAACGAAAACAACAACAGAGAAAGGAUACUCUCCUACUCCAGAGGAUCAAAAAUCAAAUAUUAAAAUUGCUAAUGUAGCUACAAAAAUUACUACAAAUGAUAAACGACCGAACAACUUGGAUACCUCAAAACAACCUGUUCCACCUCAGAAAUUUAAUUCUGCUCUCAUACCACCGGGACAUCAAAAGCAAGGACUUCAAGAUCCUAAGGUUGUAAAUAAGUCUGAACAAAAAUCAAUUCAAAGGCCAAAGAUGGAGCUUCCGGUAAAAAUACCGGACUCGAAGAUUCUCGCACAAAAUCUAAAAGGACCACUUAAUGGUUUAAAUAAAGAUUUGAUAAACUCAAAAAGUCUUCCAGGCUCGAAUGGAUUAAUUAAACAUCCAACACUUGGUAGUCCAGUGAUUGAAAAUAAUUUGGAUAAAACCAUUAGUAUGAACCAAGCGAAUACUAAUUUAUCUGAAGAAAAGCAGAUUGUAGACACACAGAAAGUUGAUGAGUCAGAGACUGAUUUUAGUAAUAGAAAGAAUAUUUCUGAGAAUAUUGAAGAAGCCCCAAAAGCUUUCGAUAAUCAUAUCAGUGACGAGAACAAGUCAUCGAGUGAAACAUCCAAUUCACUUAAUCAUCAAGAGUCUUCCACUCAUAACAAUAUUCAUAUCAACCAAAAAGAGUCUUCAGAUGUUCAGGAAAUACCAACGAGCCCGCACAAACAUCAGUCAUCUAUAAAUAAUGUAAGUCCUUUUCCUGGACCAAAUCCACCGGGUCAAACCGCUCCAGGAAUGAGUCCAGGCUCUAGCAUUCCAAAGCCAAUGGCACUUGUCAAAGGUACAACGAAACCACCAAAGGAAAUAAAUAUAUCUAAUAUACCGAACACUGCGAAACUUAAAAAUGAAGUACUUCAUCGAAAACUUGAUCCAAAUACUGUAGCAAUGGUAUCACCAAUGCCUAGCAUAUCGGACUUUAUGUCGGAAAGUUCUCACAGUAAUUCUAACAGUACGGGUCAAAGUAACUCGAGUGAUAGUAGUGUUAUCUACCGACCUAGUAGUGAGAGUGGAAGUGAGAUUAAGACUAUUCCAAACAGGAAAAUCGAUACCACCUUCGAAGAGAUAGAAAAGGUGCUAUCGGACAAUUGCGUUCCUGGUACAAUAGCUGAUGAUGACACAGAAAUGACUGUGAAACCAAUGCAGCCUCUGUUGCGUGGAUAUACACCAGGUGCAAGAUGUCUUCAAACACUUCCUAGUCGGACAACAACUAGACAGUAUACAAUACUUCAUUCUUCAUCGCAUCAUCAUGUAGCUCAGGAUUAUUCAGAUAUUGACAUCGCCUCUGGAUAUCUAAGUGAUGGAGAAAUUCUGCGAAGUGGGGUGAAUAUUACCAGUCGAGCUCUAUCUGAUCUGUGCGAUGGAUACAUGUCGGAGGGAGGUGCAUCGCUUUACUCCAAAAGAAUAAAUCCAUCUUAUAACCACGAUCACGAGAGGUAUGUAAGCUGUGGCUCCAGGCGAGAGCUUUCGGGCGUUAAGGAAUUAGUGAGCUCGAGGAGAGUACAGAAAGCCAGACAUCCAUCGGCAAAUUCAAGAGAUGGAUCAGCACCUGGAUGUGAUGGUAUUGGACUUUUAGGUGGUUGCAGUGGUGGAAACGACGCUCUGGCUGAGCUCACAAUUGAGGACCUGGCAGCAAUACCCACCGGUAAUCAUAGCUCUUCUCAUCACACGGGACAUCCUUCUCAUCAUAAGAGGGUGCCAGGUGGAGGCAGCGUCGUCGUGGGGGGUGGCGUCAACACAGGAUCAGCCACCCCCCAAGGGACACAGCAGGCUAAUAACCUGGUAUAUCGGGUAGUGAGUUCUAGGCACCAGAGUCAUCAUUCCCAUGUAAAAAAAUCCGAUAGCUCCCAACAAACAGAGAACUCGGCAUUUAAACAUCAGCAGCAACAGCAAAAUACCAGUUGUUCACCUAAUAGUAAUUCCAACAGUCAACAAUGGAAGAAGUAUAUCGAAGCUGGUGCCGCGAGGGACAGGGAAAGAGACAAGGAGGGCGCGCCGUCGAGUCCUAGUCCCUCCCGACGAUCACAAGAUAAACAUAAGAAACAGACCAUGGCAGAGUAUACUAACGGAGAAAAACCGCAAAAGGUGUCAUCUGGUACCUCUACUAGCAGUGGCAGCAGCAAAGUUAGAGGUGUUCCUCAAAGUUUUGGAUACGUCAAACGACAUAGCGCUGGUACGAGUUCAAGUCCUAAUGGAGUGCAAAAUGGAGGAAAAGACGCUACUAGAACUGCACAAGUUAGUGCUGUUCCACGAACGAAGGUCAAAGUAUCCGGAGGUACUCAAACAUGUACUACAGAACUCCAAGCCAAUUCCUCAAUUCCACCACAAGGUCACCAUUACAAAAGCUAUAGCUUAACUGGUCCAAGUGCAAGUCAGUUGUCUCAAUCAGUGAGGGAUCGAUUAAUGUUAGGAUCACAAAGCUUACCAAAGCCUGGUAGUCCAGAAUUUACUGCGCUUUUUGCAUCAGCUCAUCAUCGAGAUAGAAGUAGUGGAGCUGGUGGGCCAACUGCAUUAGGUUUUACGCCACGAGUUCUUAAGCCUUCUGACGGUAGUUUAAGUGAUACAUGUAGUAAUUAUGCUGCGCCAGAUCUUCAAGGUUAUUAUGCACCUAAUAGUCCAUAUGCCACUUCUUGGAUGCGACAUAGUAAUACAUAUACACCAAGUGGAAGAUCUCAAGGAAUGGGUCUUUGCGAAGCAGACAGCGUAGAAUCACUGGGAUCUCAUCGUACGAGUUUAAGUCAUGCUCGUCUGCUUAUGCAUCAAAGAGAUUCAAGUGGAUCACCAGCACCACCCCGUCUAAAUAGGAGUAAUUCCAUUAGAUCAACAAAAAGUGAGAAAAUGUAUCCAUCAAUGUUAUCACGAGGUAGUGGUGCAUCAUCAUCUGUUGGUGAAGAAGUUGGAAUGGGUAUAAAUGUUGGUGGUGAACCGUACUACAGUGUUCCAGUUAGUUCUGCAGGAUGUGCAGGGCAACAUUGGUCUCAACCUACAUCUCCAACACCUACUCAUACCACAAGGCAACCACCUAACCUUUACCAACACGUUCAUAAAGAUGAUGAUAUUCAUGGUUCAUCGGUUUCCUUAGUUUCAACAGCCAGCAGUUUGUACAGUUCAGCUGAAGAAAAACAAGCACACGAAUUGAGAAAGCUACGUCGAGAACUACUUGAUGCUCAAGAAAAAGUACAUUCAUUGACGAAUCAGCUGUCUACCAAUGCCCACGUUGUAUCAGCGUUCGAACAGUCUCUAUCUAAUAUGACCCAAAGGCUUCAACAACUCACAGCAACCGCUGAGAAAAAGGAUUCGGAGCUUCAAGAACUUCGAGAAACUAUCGAACGAUUACGAAAACAGAGUGCAGAGGCGGGUUUAAAUAAUGGCACAUCACCAAAUGGUCGUCGACACACCCUUGGAGAUUCGGAUACUGGAACAACUGGAUGUACAGGUUACAGUAAUCAUCAAGGCUCUUCAAUAGCACGACAGUUAUCUGCUGACAGUGUAACGUCUUUAAACUCAUUGAGUAGUGCUUGCUCAGCGAGCAGUCACAAUAAGAAAAAAGGAUGGCUGAGGUCUUCAUUUUCCAAAGCAUUUUCACGAUCGAGAAAAAAUAGACAAGGUUCUGUAUCUGAUGCUGAAGAUUGUAAAGAUGUACCUAGUGGAGAAUUGAGUGCACCAAACAGUCCCAGGUUACCUACUGCCGUCAAACAUGACAAAUCAAAUCAAAAUCAAGGACAAAAGGUGAAUGGACAAAAAUCACCAGAGCAUGAGAAUUCAUUGAGUACAAGUAAAAGCAGUUCUGCGUUAUAUAAGAAAGAAGAUGAUGAUGUUGAUGAACUGAAAAAACAGUUAAGAGAAAAGGAUAUGGUGCUAACUGAUAUUCGAUUAGAAGCUUUGUCAUCAGCACAUCAACUAGAAUCUCUAAAAGAUACAGUUAUUAAAAUGCGAAAUGAAAUGUUAAAUUUAAAACAAAAUAAUGAGCGGUUACAGCGACUAGUAACAUCUAAAUCAUUAACUUCAUCCCAAUCAUCACUGCCUAGUGAUCCUGAACGUCGUUUCAGUAUGACGGAAGUAGCCUCGAGCGUAGCAGCACUGGCUAACGGUGACGACGGAUCAGCAGCUGAUCAAUUAGAAGAUCUGAGUGUACCAGAACAUCCAAUUGUACCGACAAAUACUAGAUCAUACUGCCAAUCAUCAACUAAUGAGCCUGUUAUUGAGCAAGACAUGGAUGGAAAACGAAUUAACGUUGCUGUAUAUCUUGGUAGUGAAAAAUGCUUUAAUUCAAAUCUUAUUUCGGGAAACAAUGACGGAAUGAUGGGUGAACCGCCUCAUUGUAUUAUUGCCAGCGUUUGUAUAUCGAAUAAAACAACGUGGGAUUCACUUGACUCCACUGUGAGACGUUGCUUCAAAGAUUACAUUUCUCGAGUUGAUCCUGUAACAAAUCUUGGAUUAGGGGUUGAGUGUAUAGCUGCUUAUCAUUUGGGUGAAGCGUCUAAAUCAACAACAGACUCACAAAAUCCAGAAUUACUGCCCUGUGGUUACUUAAUAGGACAUGUUAAAACAAUUUACCUCGUGCUUUCUGGAUAUUCUUGGUUAGCUAUUGAUACGCUCAUUCCAAGAUCCAUUGUUCAACGAUUAGUUUCUUUAUUGACAGAGCACCGACGUGUUAUUCUCUGUGGACCCAGCGGUACUGGAAAAAGUUAUCUUGCUGGAAAGCUUGCUCAUGCUCUUGUCGAUACUGAUGCAGAAUCUAAAGAUGCUGCUGCAGUUGCAACGUUUAAUGUCGAUCACAAGUCAAGUAAAGAACUGAGACAAUACUUGGUACAUAUUUCGGAGCGAUGUGAUUCAAAUGCUGCUGAUGAAUUACCUAGAGUUAUAAUUCUUGAAAAUCUUCAGCAUGCAACUUCUUUAGGCGAACUUUUUAGUGGAUUACUUGGUACCCGGCAUUCAUCUUGUCCUGCAAUAAUAGGAACUAUGAGUCAAGCAACAUGUAGUACUACAAAUCUACAGUUACACCAUAAUUUCCGGUGGGUAUUGUGUGCGAAUCAUAUGGAGCCCGUGAAAGGAUUUUUAGGGCGUUAUCUUCGACGUAAACUUCUUGAACAUGAAUUACGGGAAUCGGAUGGAACACGAAAUGCUGAAAUGGCUGCUGUAGUGGAAUGGCUUCCACGGGUUUGGUUGCAUCUCAAUAAAUUUCUCGAAACACAUAGUAGUUCAGAUGUUACUAUAGGACCAAGGCUAUUUCUAUCCUGUCCAAUGGAGGUUGCUGGUUCACAAGUUUGGUUUACAGAUUUAUGGAAUUAUUCGGUAAUACCUUACUUAGUUGAAGCUGUAAGAGAAGGCUUGACAUUGUAUGGAAGACGAUCCAGCGGAAAUGGCAAUACUGAUGGAGCAUGGGAAGAUCCGGCGCAAUUUAUCAUUUCCAGCUAUCCUUGGAUUUCAACCCACGCUGUUCAUGGUGGUAGUGAUGCUCUCUUACGACUCAGGCCUGAAGAUGUUGGUUAUGAUGUGAUUAAUGCAGGACAUACUUCGGGAGUAGGAGCAUCUAGUGUCAAAAGUCUUGGUAGCACACACAGUGAUACUGAAGGUGAUCCUCUUUUGAAUAUGCUGAUGAGACUGCAGGAAGCAGCCAAUUACUCAAGCCCCCACAGUAAUGAUAGCGAUUCUGUAACAUCACUUGAUUCUUCUCAUACCCGACAUUCUGAAGAUCUCAACACCUCAACGUCUUCAAGAGGGAGUAGAAUCUGCGCUUUAAAUAAGACUCAUUUAUUGCUGUUUAUAAAAAUAAAGUAAAUUUAUUUCGGUGUAAUAUUCAACUGCAAUGAAGAUGAAGAUUAAUUUAUAAAUAUUUUUAAUUAAUUAAGUUUAAAAGAUAAAUGAUUAAUGCAAAUAUUGCCUAGCCAAUUUAUUUUUAAUGAACAUUUUAACAACUGCGUACAACAGAAGUAUAAUUGUGGCAGGUUGUUAUGUUUACCCAUUGACAUGUUCAAUUGAAUAUAGCCAACUACCUUUAUAAAUAAAUAAAUUUCUUAAUUUAUUAUUAAAUGGUUAUAAACCGGUCUAAAUGAAGCUACUGAGUAACAACUGAUGGCGAUAAUAAAAUGUUUCAAUUAAAUUUUGAAGUAUCAAUAAUACAUAAUGCAAUAAAUUACGUAUCCGAAAUGUUAUUUUAUUUUAAACUUAUAUGAUUUUAUACAAUGACAAUGAUGCAAAAUCAUAAGUUAGAAUAAUAGAAAAUUGUACGGAAACUAUUGAGAAGUUGAAAUAAUGAAUUUUUCUAUGGAGUUUACAGUAUUAAUGAUAAAUAUGAAUUUUUAUAUAAGCUGAACGAAAUAAUGCGAUAUUUAAUUAAAAAAAGUAAAAAACAAAUAAAAAUGUGACUGGAUAAUUCAAUAAUAUUAUUAUCAACAUUAUUACCAUUUAUACGAAUCUUAUACUCGAAUAUAGUAUAUUUAUACAAAUUCGUUAUAAAAAAAUUUUAUUUAAUUUAAAAAUGUUAAUAAUAUUUACACUUACUUGAAUGUGACGCCGCUGAAUUUUUUACGCAUUAAAGAAAAUGUAUUAACAUUAUAUUCUGAUUAAACUUUAUAAAUAGCCAAUAAGUUAUAUGAGUAAUUCUGGUCAUAUACAAUCUGUAAAUAUAAAUUUAUCGACAAAUGACGUGAUCAAUAAAAAAAUUGAAUAAUAAUAAAUAAUAUUAAGUAAAAAAAAAAGAAUAAUAAUUAAUGCAAAAUUAUUUCCACUUUCUUAAAAAAAUAAAUGACAAAAUAAACAAGAAAAAAAGUUGUAAUAGGAAAGGCAUACACGUAAAAAACUAAAUCAUAAGUAUUAAUAUUCUCUAAAUCAUUGAUAUACUACUUCUGCCAUUCAAUGUGUAAUUGCUAUUAAAGAAAAAUAAAAAUGUGAAGAUUU
This is a messenger RNA of Chelonus insularis, 8842 nucleotides long. RefSeq names its product sickie (gene sick). NCBI's taxonomy places the organism in Eukaryota, Metazoa, Arthropoda, Insecta, Hymenoptera, Braconidae. The transcript has 19 exons. Gene Ontology annotation, molecular function: protein binding; ATP hydrolysis activity. Gene Ontology annotation, biological process: nervous system development; neurogenesis. The record is from RefSeq and is a predicted model, not a curated record. Bases 137 to 7723 code for a protein of 2528 amino acids.